AUGGGCUACCCCGAGGUGGAGCGCAGGGAACUCCAGCCCGCGGCAGCGCCGAGGGAGCGCGGGAGCCAGGGCUGCGGUUGUCGCGGGGCCCCUGCCCGGGCUGGCGAAGGGAACAGCUGCCGGCUCUUCCUGGGUUUUUUUGGCCUCUCGCUGGCCCUCCACCUGCUGACGUUGUGCUGCUACCUAGAGUUGCGCUCCGAGUUGCGGCGGGAGCGGGGAGCCGAGUCCAGCCUUGGCGGUCCCGGUAACCUCGGCACCUCGGGCACCCUGAGCAGCCCCGGUGGACUCGACCCCGACGGUUCCAUCACCCGCCACUUCGGGCAGCCAUCCCCGCAGCAGCAGCUGCUGGAACGGGGAGAAGCUACGCUCCCCCCCAACGCCCAGGACGGGCACCAGGUGGCCCUUCUGAAUUUCUUCAUCCCUGAAGAAAAGUCAUACUCUGAAGAGGAGAGUAGGCGUGUUCGCCGCAAUAAAAGAAGUAAAAGCAGUGAAGGAGCAGAUGGUCCAGUUAAAAACAAGAAAAAGGGAAAGAAGGCAGGACCUCCUGGGCCCAAUGGCCCCCCAGGACCUCCAGGACCUCCAGGACCCCAAGGACCCCCAGGGAUUCCAGGGAUUCCUGGAAUUCCAGGAACAACUGUUAUGGGACCACCUGGCCCUCCAGGUCCUCCUGGUCCUCAAGGACCCCCUGGUCUCCAGGGACCUUCUGGUGCUGCUGAUAAAGCUGGAACUCGAGAAAACCAGCCAGCCGUGGUGCAUCUACAGGGCCAAGGGUCAGCAAUCCAAGUCAAGAAUGAUCUUUCAGGUGGAGUGCUCAAUGAUUGGUCUCGGAUCACCAUGAACCCCAAGGUGUUUAAGCUACACCCCCGCAGUGGGGAGUUGGAGGUACUGGUGGACGGCACCUACUUCAUCUAUAGUCAGGUAGAAGUAUACUACAUCAACUUCACUGACUUUGCCAGCUAUGAGGUGGUGGUGGACGAGAAGCCCUUCCUGCAGUGCACCCGCAGCAUCGAGACAGGCAAAACCAACUACAACACGUGUUACACGGCGGGCGUCUGCCUUCUCAAAGCGCGGCAGAAGAUCGCCGUGAAGAUGGUGCACGCCGACAUCUCCAUCAACAUGAGCAAGCACACCACCUUCUUCGGGGCCAUCAGGCUGGGCGAGGCCCCUGCAUCCUAGAUUUCCCCCCCCAAUCCCGUUUUGCCCCUGCCCGUGCUCCUACCCUAGGUUAGGGAGCCGGGACUUCCAGAACCUAAGUGCUGCUGUGGAGUGAGGUGUGUGGGUGUAGCAGCCACAGAGAAAAAUGCCCUAGUGCUAUUUAUUCCCCGGUGACUUCAGGAUGACAAGGUCUGCUUGACUUUCCAGAAUGACCUUGAGUGAACAGGACAUGAAGCAGAACCUUCCUCCUUGGCUCCGUGUUGACUGCUUCCGGCAUGACUCUUCAACCUCGAGGUCCCGGGUGUCAUUUUGUUGCACUAAAGUGAGGGGCUCAGGCAGCAGGCGAGAAUUAGCAAAGGUGCAGCCCAGACUGUGGGGCAAGCCUCUGACCCUGAAGGGCGGGGCGGGGGCCGGGCAGGAGGGGAGCAUUGCAACCUAAAGAGAGGGGCAGGGAGGGAAAGGCAGGUGCUUGUGGCAGAGCCCAGGGGAGAAACCUGCCAGAUGGUUUUCCCACUAUCACUGAGCCGCGUCCCGGCAGCUGGCAGGGCUUUGAGGACAGGAGGUUUGCUUUUCCUUGGAGCAAUUGCAGGGCAUGGCCAGAAACCUGCCUGCAUAAGAAACAGAGGCCGUGCUUGGGGCCACAUGUCUUUCACUUUGUUUACAGCUGUGCUCCAAGCUCAGAAGACUCCUUGGGUCCCCCCGCAAUUGUCCCCUUCCCAACCUGGCGAGAACCUCCGUUUUCUUCCUCCCCAGAGCCUACCUCUGUCUGAGACAGGUGCCUAUCCUGGGACCUGGGUUUAUGUGAGUCUGGGAUACUCUUUAGAUUACCUGGGCACAAAGGAAAUUUUCCAUUUAUUAAGCAACACAAAUAUUCAUCUAGUCGAGUCGUGUCUGGGGGCAAAGGGUUGGACUGGAUGACCUCCAGAA
Molecule: messenger RNA, 2082 nt
Organism: Globicephala melas (long-finned pilot whale)
Lineage: Eukaryota; Metazoa; Chordata; Mammalia; Artiodactyla; Delphinidae
Gene: EDA
Product: ectodysplasin A
Biological process (GO): animal organ development; immune response
Cellular component (GO): membrane
Molecular function (GO): death receptor binding; tumor necrosis factor receptor binding; death receptor agonist activity
Source: RefSeq, a predicted model, not a curated record